Spirometra erinaceieuropaei is the source of this 405-nucleotide messenger RNA. NCBI's taxonomy places the organism in Eukaryota, Metazoa, Platyhelminthes, Cestoda, Diphyllobothriidea, Diphyllobothriidae. The record is from the annotation of a GenBank genome assembly.
AUGCUUAGCCCCGCCGCCACCUCCACCGUUCCUGUCGCAACCUCUGCGGAGACUGCGACGAUCACCGCAGCUCCCAUCCCCGCCACCAACCAAAACGCACUUGACGGCCCGCCAACCACCACCCUCACUAUUGCCACCCCCUCUUCCGUCGAUGUGGACUCGGUCCUAACCAGUCCUCAGUGCGAUCGUACAUCUACCUCACACAUAGGCCUGCUUUGUCAUUUGCUGAUCCAUCGCGCCGUGACCGACACACCAAUACCGGGAGCUCCGACACACACUCGCCACAUCCACCUUCACUGUCCACGCACAUUUGUACACCUGACGGGCCUAUUCGGUCACAUGCGUAAGCGCGGUUCGACCAUCGUUGCCGACAAUGCGCUCCCGGUGCACUCCACAGCAGGGUAG